UAACACAUUUUCAUCUCAUAUUGUUUAUUUGCACCAAAAAAAAAAAUAAAAAAAUGAGGUUGAAAGUGGAGAUUUUCAUUCAACAAAUUGUAGGAUUUCUUUUUCUAGUUGGCCUUUUACCUGUCCAUGCUUUUGUUCAUCAACAUCGAUUUGUCAUCAAAGAAGCACCAUACUCAAAGCUUUGCAGCUCGAAGAACAUUUUGACUGUUAAUGGUCAAUUCCCAGGUCCAGUUCUCUAUGCUAAUACGGGAGAUACACUCGUUGUCAAUGUCCAAAAUGAUGGAAGUCAAAAUAUAACAAUCCAUUGGCAUGGAGUAAAACAACCUAGGUAUCCAUGGUCAGAUGGUCCUGAAUUUAUUACACAAUGCCCAAUUCGACCGGGAACAAACUUCAGUCAAAAGAUUAGUCUUUCAGACGAGGAAGGAACCCUAUGGUGGCAUGCUCAUAGUGAUUGGUCAAGAGCCACUGUUCAUGGUGCCCUUGUUAUCCGCCCUGCAAAUAAAACCAAUUAUCCUUUCCCUAAACCUGCCGCGGAAGUUCCCAUCAUAUUAGGAGAGUGGUGGAAGAGUGAUGUACAAGAGAUAUUGAAUGAGUUACUUGCAAGUGGAGGAGAUGCAAAUAAAUCUGAUGCUUUCCUUAUAAAUGGUCAACCAGGAGAUCUAUAUCCUUGCUCAAAAAAUGAUACAUUCAAGCUAACGGUGGAGAAAGGCAAGACAUAUAUGCUCAGAAUGGUGAACGCUGUAAUGAACAAUAUCAUGUUUUUCUCCGUUGCAAAUCAUCAGCUCACUGUAGUAGGAACCGAUGGUGCCUAUGUUAAACCAUUCAAAACUAAUUACAUCGCAAUUUCCCCCGGCGAAACUAUCGAUGUUUUGCUCGAAGCAAAUCAAAACCCUAAUCACUAUUAUAUGGCCGCGAGGGCAUAUAAUAGCGCAAAUGGAGUUGAAUUUGACAGAACAACCACCACCGCUAUCAUCCAGUACCGUGGAAAUUACACACCUUCUACACCAGUCCUUCCAAAUCUCCCGAAUUUCGAUGAUACAAAUGCCUCGUUUAAUUUCACGAGGACGUUCAAAAGCCUAGCUGAUAAAAAACACCCUGUGAAUGUACCCUUAAACGUGACUACCAAUUUAUUGUUCACAUUUUCAGUCAAUACGUUGCCAUGCGAAAAUGAGUCGUGUGGUGGACCUAACGGGGAUCGAUUCGCGGCUAGUGUGAACAACAUAAGCUUUGUGUUACCUCGUAUUGACAUAUUAGGAGCUUAUUACAAGAACAUUAACGGGGUUUAUAGAGAUGAAUUUCCUAGUUUUCCACCUUUUAAUUUUAAUUUUACGAGUGAUUCUCUUCCCGUGGAAUUGCAACGUCCCGAUCGAAGAACGGAGGUCCAUGUUCUUGAAUAUGGGACAAAUGUAGAGAUUGUUUUGCAAGGAACUAGUUUAUUGGGUGGAGUUGAUCAUCCAAUUCACUUGCAUGGAUAUAGUUUUUAUGUUGUUGGAUCAGGUUUUGGAAAUUUUGACAAGGAUAAAGAUCCUUUGAAGUAUAAUCUAGUUGAUCCUCCUCAUCAGAACACUAUUGCUAUUGUUAGGAACGGAUGGGCUGCCAUUAGAUUUAAAGCUGAUAAUCCAGGAGUAUGGUUUAUGCAUUGUCAUUUAGAGCGUCAUGUGAGCUGGGGAAUGGAAAUGGCAUUUAUCGUGAAAGAUGGAAAAGGCUCCCACCAGAAACUUCUUCCUCCCCCUCCUGAUAUGCCCAAAUGUUGAAUUUCAAUACCUCAAAUUUAACUAUAACUAAUCUAUUAAAAACUACUCUAAUGAGGGGACAGAAAAAAAAGAAUUGCUUAUUUUGAUUCUAUUGAUUUGUUAUUGUUACUAUAACAUAUUGCUUGGAUGUGUCUUUGUUUUUCUUUCAUGUAAUAAAAUUUGUAUUUUAUAUAGCUUAUUGAAGGUGUAUUAAAUAUUUAUUUUGAUCAUGGCAUAAUAAUGUAAAUCUAUUUUUAUGUUUGUAGAUAUAUUGUACCGAAUUUGACUAUUCUUCUUUUACUUUAUUGCAUUAGAUGUUCCUA
Messenger RNA from Capsicum annuum, 2056 nucleotides. Its product is annotated as laccase-14. The record is from RefSeq and is a predicted model, not a curated record. Gene Ontology annotation, cellular component: apoplast. Gene Ontology annotation, biological process: lignin catabolic process. NCBI's taxonomy places the organism in Eukaryota, Viridiplantae, Streptophyta, Magnoliopsida, Solanales, Solanaceae. The coding region runs from base 54 to 1754 and encodes 566 amino acids. The transcript is spliced from 6 exons. Gene Ontology annotation, molecular function: hydroquinone:oxygen oxidoreductase activity; copper ion binding.